Physeter macrocephalus (sperm whale) is the source of this 2081-nucleotide messenger RNA. RefSeq names its product toll-like receptor 13. Gene Ontology annotation, molecular function: transmembrane signaling receptor activity; protein binding. NCBI's taxonomy places the organism in Eukaryota, Metazoa, Chordata, Mammalia, Artiodactyla, Physeteridae. Gene Ontology annotation, cellular component: plasma membrane. Gene Ontology annotation, biological process: immune response; toll-like receptor signaling pathway; inflammatory response. The record is from RefSeq and is a predicted model, not a curated record.
AUGGUCUUGGUUGAAGUGAUGCCCCAGCUCCCUGCUCUGGUAUUGGCUCUGAAUGCUCCUUUGAUUGCAGUAACACCAGCAGUUUCAGAGGCUUUGGUUUUUUGGAAAAAUGCCAUUAAUGCAGGGGGCGUAAAGCGCCUUGCCAACUGUACCAGGCUUUUGGCCCUUGACCUGAGCCAAAGCAAUGAUCUUGUUCACCUCAAUGACAGUGAGUUUGAUGCUAUGCCCAGCCUCCAAAGACAGAGUCUAAACACGUGUCAACUUUCCUUUGUCAGCAACAGGACCUGGAGUGCCCUCCAGAACUUGAGCGCCCUAGACCUGAGCCACAGUAAGUUUAAAAGAUUUCCAGAUUUUGCAUUUUCACCCUUGAGGUACCUACAAUCUCUCUUUCUCUCUAAAAAUCCCAUCACAGAACUCAAUAAUAUGGCCUUCUAUGGGCUGUAUUCAUUGAAGGAGCUCAACUUGGCUGGGUGCUGGAUAGUAAAAAUUGACAAAUACUCCUUUGCUCAAUUUCCAAAUUUAGAGAGUUUAGACCUUGGAUACAACAAUAUUCGGACACUGAAAUGCAGAACAUUUCAGUUUCUGAAGAAGCUCCAAGUUCUCAUUCUCUCCCAGAACCGCCUGAAAGACAUAGAGGAGAAUGCAUUUUCUGACCUCAAUUACCUCUAUAAACUUGACUUGGCAUACAAUAUCUUGUCAAGUUUUCAAGCAGGCCUUUUCUUGGGCCUGGAAAAUCUAGAAGUUUUGAAUCUCAGUUUUAAUAAAAUUAGUUAUGAAACCACUAGGACCUUGCCAUUUCCUCCAUUUAUGAACCUCAAGUCUUUGAAACAACUCAACCUAGAAGGACAAAUGCAUGGAAUUCAGGUUGUUCCAACCAACUUCUUCCAAGGGCUGAAUGGCCUGCAGGAGCUACUCCUAGGGAAAAAUCCCAUGGUAUUCCUAGACCACCUUCAGUUUGACUCCCUGAUUAAUCUCACAAAGUUGGAUAUCUCAGGAAAAAAAUCUGGAGACUGAAGUCUCAGUUUAAAUAUUUCCUUAUUCCAAAAACUCAAAAGACUAAAAAUGCUGCGCCUGGAAAACAAUAACUUAGAGUCAUUGACUCCUGGCAUGUUCUCUGGCUUAGAAAGCCUUCAGGUCUUCUCUUUAAGAUUCAACAACGUAAGAGUCAUUAAUCAAAAUCUGGAGAAUCUGAAGUCUCUGAAGUACUUUGAUCUCUAUGGGAACAAACUUCAGUGCAGCUGUGAAAAUGCAUGGUUCAAGAAUUGGUCAAUAAACACAGCAAAUGUCCAUAUCCCCUACCUCCGGAGCUAUACUUGUCAGUAGCCAAAUAUCCAGAGUUUGUUGAUAGAUUUUGAUGAUUCUAUGUGUAAUUUUGACCUAGGAAAAGUUUGCUUCUUUUGCUCCUUCAUUCUGGUCCUUACAACCAUGGUCUCCUCUUGGUUCAUUGCCAAGAUGACUCCGUCUCUAUGGUAUGGACUCUACAUAUUUUGAGGCUGGUACCUGGCCAAGUGGCAUAGGACGGAGGAGUUCAACUAUGAUGCCUUUGUCUCUUUCACUGCCACUGAUGAGCAGUGGGUAUAUGAAGAGCUUGUUCCAGCCCUAGAAGAAGGUGGCCAGCCCACUUUUAAGCUGUGUCUUCACCACUGGGACUUUGAUCCAGGCAUAGACAUCUUUGAGAACAUCCAGAAUGCCAUCAACACCAGCCGGAAAACUUUGUGUGUGGUCAGUAACCACUACCUACACAGUGAAUAGUGCCAGCUUGAAGUACAGCUGGCCAGCAUCAAGAUGUUCUAUGAGCACGAGGAUGUCAUCAUCUUGAUCUUCCCGGAAGAGAUCCCAAACUAUAUGUUAUCCAGCUACCACUGACUCAGGAAACUUGUGAAUAGGCAGACAUUUAUCACCUGGCCAGACAGUUUCCAAGAGAGGCCACUCUUCUGGGCUCGUAUUAGAAAUGCAUUGGGUAACAAAUCUGUGGAGAAAGACAACGCACAGCUAAUUGUGGCCCAGUGACUAGAAGUCUUUGUGACCUCAAAUCCAAUGUUGCCCAAGGUGUGUAUCGACUAAGAGUGUGACUGAAUGUA